This is a messenger RNA of Adineta ricciae, 1065 nucleotides long. NCBI's taxonomy places the organism in Eukaryota, Metazoa, Rotifera, Eurotatoria, Adinetida, Adinetidae. The record is from the annotation of a GenBank genome assembly.
AUGACAAGUCCUCUGCGAUCGAAAACCAAGAAGAAAAAAGCGAUUCGACGAGUAUCGAAGAGUCCUCAGCGUAGAUAUUCUCCAGAACGUGUUCGAACAUCAAUUCAAGUAGAUUUUCAAGAAUUCGCUUAUUCCGAUCCAGUUGAUUCUUCCCGAUCGUUGCUGCCAAAUGUACUAUUCGAACGACAUGAUCAAGAUACUUUGUCCGAACAAGCGACUAAAUUAUUCAAUUCUACGGUUGUGUUCGAUGAAACUGAACGUGCAUGGUUACUUGAGAAUAUGUGUAGCACAACAAUUUCAAUCAAAGUUGAUCAUCUUGUAUUUUCUAUCAAUGGCAAUUACGCACUAAAAGAAAAUCAACAAACUGUUCUUUUUCUCCAUGGCUUCGGUGCCGGUCGAAAUUGGGCAAAUUGGUUGAAGUUAGCUUAUCCACUGAGUCAACAAGGUCGAUAUUCAACGAUUUUCGUUGAUUUACCCGGCUUUGGUCAAUCAAGUGGCCGAAGUUUAGAUCAAGCAAGUUGGAAACGUUACGGUCCUGAAAUUCUCGUUGCUAUUGUCUCGAGUUUUCAUCUACACCAUUCGAUUUAUGUUGUUGCUCAAUGCGGCAAGUAUAAAAAGAUAAUCUUCUACAUAUCAUCGAACUGUUCUUUGUACACAGGUGGAGCAGCAACAACUGUACGUACAAUUAAUCGAUAUCCUCAAUGGUUUCGCAAUCGUAAUCUUAUCUUUUGUAAUUCGGUCAUUGGUGAUUUCGGCGAAGAGAAAGUUGGAGACUUCGAGAUAACUCUGACGCGGUUCAAUAUCUAUAUCGUGGUUUUCUGGACUCCAGAUGAGGAUCAUACCAAAUACUGCGUGGCAUACAAACGUUGGAAUCGAUUACGAGCAUCGAGUUUUCGUAAUUUACAAUUGAUUGACCUUGAUCCGAAAACUCAAACUAAGAAACUUCAUUAUCCUUUGGUGUCAGUUGCACAAAUGAGCCGUUGUCCACUGAAAAACAAAGCUCUCGUCUAUAAACUCAGUGAUGAAUAUAUUCAGCAAAUUAUUGAUAUUCUCGAUCGAAAAUAA